Metopolophium dirhodum (rose-grain aphid) is the source of this 7232-nucleotide messenger RNA. Its product is annotated as neuroligin-4, X-linked-like. The record is from RefSeq and is a predicted model, not a curated record. Gene Ontology annotation, molecular function: signaling receptor activity; neurexin family protein binding. The transcript is spliced from 12 exons. Lineage: Eukaryota; Metazoa; Arthropoda; Insecta; Hemiptera; Aphididae. Gene Ontology annotation, cellular component: cell surface; synapse; postsynaptic membrane. Bases 623 to 3790 code for a protein of 1055 amino acids. Gene Ontology annotation, biological process: modulation of chemical synaptic transmission; presynaptic membrane assembly; neuron cell-cell adhesion.
CCGGCCGGUGCGGUGUUCGUCGUCGUUGUCGUCGUCGUCGUAGUCGUUCGCUUUCUGUUUUUUUGCGUACACACCCACAUACACGUAAAUCCACACACACACACACACACACACAGACAUACACAAACACGAACACACAAUCACAUACACACACACAUACACAGACACAAACACAAACAUACACAUAUGACAUACAUACACAUACAUGCGUACAUUAAAUAUUAGGAAUUAAAAAAUUAAAGUGUUCUGCCGUGCACAGUGCGAUCGCUAUUUUAAAAUAUUUUUUUUUUAAAUUGUGUUGUUAUAUUUUUAUCUUCAUAUUGUGUGUCUUAUUUAGAUUGUUAAUAAAGUUUAUUUUUGUGUGCCCGUUCUGAUGUGGUGUGCGAAUGUUUAAUGACGUCUCCGUCGCCGUCUUCGUCAGCCUCCCGAAUACACCGUAUAAAUAUAGUGGAGGAUUGACGUCGCGGGUCGUACUAUUGGACGGCAGUUGUAGCGGAGGCGGCGGCGGCGGCGCCUGCAGGACUGUGGACGCGAUGUGCGUCGUGAGGGGCGACCGUUACUGUUAGCGUUGUCGCCGCCACCGUCGCCGUCGGCCACCCGGGCAGCGGUGGUGACGGCGAUCAUGGUGCCGCCGUGGUGGCUGCUAGUGGCGUUCGUGUUCGGUGGUGUCAGCGCCGCGCUCACGUCCAGCCGGGUGGUGCGCACCAAGUACGGCGACGUGAGCGGCGUGAUCGUGACGCCCGACAACCGGCGGCUGGACGCGGUCGAGGUAUUCCGUGGCGUGCCAUACGCCUCGCCACCGGUCGGCUCGCUUCGGUUCAUGCCGCCGGUAACCGGUUCACUGUGGUCGGGCGUCAAGGUGGCCGACCGGUUCGGGCCGGUGUGCCCGCAGCGGCUGCCCAACGUGUCCGAUGAGACGGCCGCUCUGAAGACGAUGGCCCGCGGCCGCAUGCAGUACUUGCGCCGGCUGUUGCCCUACCUGCAAAACCAGAGUGAGGACUGCCUGUACUUGAACAUCUACGCCCCAGCCCAAGUGAAUUUUGGAAGUGCGGAUAAAAUAUCUCCGAAGCCUGUGCUUGUGUUCAUACAUGGCGAAUCGUACGAGUGGAAUUCGGGGAAUCCAUACGACGGUACAGUUUUGGCAAGCUACGGUGGUCUAGUCGUAGUCACCAUAAAUUACAGACUAGGAAUAUUGGGUUUUUUAAAUCUCAACUCUAAUCAGCACCUCAAGUCACCGUCCAACUACGGUCUCAUGGACCAAAUAGCAGCCCUGCACUGGAUACAGGAGAAUAUAGCGGUAUUUGGUGGUGACCCUAGUAACGUAACAUUAAUGGGUCAUGGCACCGGGGCCGCUUGCGUCGGUUUCUUGAUGGCAUCGUCCGCGGUACCAGAUGUGUUAUUCCACCGGGCCAUCCUGCUCAGCGGUUCUCCGCUAAGUCCACUGUCUCUGGUCAGGGACCCUGUGUACUACGGCCAUCAGGUGGCCAAGUUGGUCAACUGUUCGCCGGAUUUGCAACACUUGCAUCUGCUCAACUGCCUGCGCGACACGCCACUGGAUCAGUUGUUGAACGCGCAGCUCCACGUGCCCGAGUUCACCACUGCGUUCGGGCCCAGCGUGGACGGUGUCAUCAUCGACGUUGGAACUGCUGCCGAGUCCAGCAGGCUCGGCGCGCAGUCGAACGGUCAAGAUAUUGGACCCGGUAGACCGCCAGAGGAUCCAAAGGAAUUGGUAUUGGCCAACGGAUUCGGGCCAGCUAUUCUUGCUAAUCCGUCGGCCCGGCAACGGUUGCUUUCCAGGUUGUCUAGAUUCGAUCUGAUGUUGGGCGUGGUGCGGGCCGAAUCGUUCUUCGCAUUUACCGGCGACGAUGUCCAAUACGGUAUCGAAGCCGAUCGGAGGACUAAAAUCCUAAAGACCUACGUCAAAAACACAUACAAGUACCAUUUGACCGAAAUAUUAGCGACCAUCGUAAACGAAUACACCGACUGGGACAGACCGGUACAACAUCCGGUGAACAUCAGAGACGAGACAUUGGAAGCCCUGUCCGACGCCCAAGUCGUAGCACCCGUGAUCAACACGGCCGAUCUCCAUUCGGCUAAUCGCAGGAACUCGUACUUAUUCGUGUUCGAUUACCAGACGAAGUACGGCGACUAUCAACAAAGACAAGGAUGUAUCCACGGUGAAGAACUGCCGUACAUAUUCGGCGCCCCACUAGUAGGGGGAUUGAUGCAUUUUCCGAGGAAUUACACCAAGUCAGAAGUCCUGCUUUCCGAGGCUGCGGUUAUUUACUGGAGCAAUUUUGCACGGACGGGUAAUCCAAAUGAGCCGCAGGACCAGGACAUGUUGCACAAACAAGAACACGGUCGGUUUAAGAAUAUCGAAUGGACUGCAUACGAGACCGUACACAAAAAAUAUUUGAGUUUAGAUACAAAGCCCAAAUUGAAAAGCCAUUACCGAGCCCAUAGACUGUCGUUUUGGUUAAAUUUAGUUCCCGAGCUGCACAAGCCCGGCGACGACGUACCUUAUUAUCAUCACAUGUUCCAAUCCGAUCUACGCGGAAUGACGUUUAAACCAGGUUCCGAAAGGACGACCAGCAGACCGGCACCGGACGUGUACUACCGGGGUCAGCCACCGGCCAUCAUGCAACAGCCCACGACUGGCAAUAAGACCACUUCCGGGACGUCCGACGGCGGGACGGCCAAUGGGACGAACGUGCUACAGCCUCCACCGGUAGUGGUGGCGUCUUCCUCGUCUUCAGAUCGCGGGGAUGGCGAUAAUGACGACGGUGGUGGUGGAAGUGGAGGCCGGCAGCUUAAAAACGGGCCAAGUGGCGACAAAGACGAUGGUGAAGGUGGUGGUCGAUCGUCGUCGGGUUCCGAUAGCCAGGACGACUUAGGCGGUGGAGGCGGUGGUGGCGGUGCGGCGUAUCAGACGUUUCCAUUAGCCUUGGCAGUGGCCAUAGGCAUUGGCUGUUCACUGUUGUUCCUCAACAUAAUGAUUUUCGCUGUGAUCUACUGCAACAAGUCAGCCGGUUGGGGUGGCAGGCGGGGUAGCAGCAACAGCAGCCGGCGGACUUCCGGUGCCGGAGGAGAUGCCGAGGACUUGCAGCAGCAGCAGCAGGACGACCGGAUCAGGAAGAUCAAAAAGCGUCCCGAGAACGGAGGUCCGAUGACUAAUUUGUGUUCUACAGGAGGAGCCACUGAGUUGUUGCAAAUGAUGGAGACGCGGCCGGUGACGCAACACCUGCAGCACCAGCACCAACAGCAGCACCAACAACCUCACUCAAUACUGAAGAAACCGCCAGUUCCUGUAACCACUGUGGUCGCCCCGAACGGCCCGCAGUCUCCCACCGACCCGGGUGCAGGUGUGUGCGGGCCAGUGGCCGCGGCCGGUAUGCCCAGGGGGGCCGCGCAACCGCCGCCCGCCGAAUUCGCCGACGUCGCGGCCCAGUGCUAUCACCCGAGCGGCAGCAUCGUGGGCAUCGGGGCGUCGUCCACGCUGCCCCGGCCCCCACCGCCGCCAAAGUGCCCGCGGCCGGAUCACCAUCACCAUCACCACGGCGGUGGCCAUCACCACCAGCAGCACCUUCACGGGACCAUCAGGAGACACGCGGCCGCCUCGUCCACGCUGCCGGCCUGCACGUGUUCCGGCCCUGUGGCCGCUGGCGCCGGUCCCGCGCAGCCGCCACCGCAACACCAGCAUCACCCGCACGCGUCUUCGUCCAACCUGGCCGUGGACGCGGCCACAGAACCGUGCACAAAGGCGGCGGCAGUCGAGGAACUGCACGUGUGACAGUCGAACCGCGGCCACCGCCGGUCGUCGGACACGGAAAUCGACCGGUUGGCCAAUGACCUGACCAGGAUAUGCGACCAACUCCGCGAGUCGUCUGGCGGCGGCGUUGGGAAUGGCGACGGAGAUGGUGAUGGUGGCGGCGGCAGCGACUUGUUCUACUUAUGACAUUACUUAAUGCUCGACGCGUUGCAAAAGUGCGAAAGUGCGAAAGUGCACACACGAAACGACACCCACUAAAGAUGUCUCUGUACAUAUUAUUAUAAUAAUAUUAUAUAUUAUUACAUGAUAACGAUAACGACAUUGUAUUAUAUUAUCUUUAAAAUAAAUGUUUCCUCGGUUCCUCCAUGAAACCACCUCUUCUCCUAUGCAUCAUCCCACUCACCGUCAACGUUUCGUCCUCAAACUUACAUUACGUACUAUCGUUGAAAUUAUUACUAUUAUUUUUAUUAUUAUUAUUAUUGUUUGAGAUCGAUAUUUUUAACGGUCAUUGUUGUAUCGGUUUUUUGUUCACGUGAAAUGUUGUUAGUAUUAUUAUUAUUAUCAUUAUUAUUGUUAUUCCGUUGGUCGUUAAUAAUUUAAGUUACCAAGAAUUAUGUUGACAUUAUUUAAUAAUUACUGUUUUUACACGUUGCGCUUUUAUGCGUUUUGAUAAAAAUCUCCGUUUUCCAAUGACAAUAUUGAUUUACCGGCAACCCGACGAUAUCGUAUCACUGAAACGUAUAUACAAUUAUUGAAUCCAUCAAAAAAAUAAAUAAACAAGUUCUUAUUAAACGGAAACCUCGUGAAUAAUAUUGUGCAUAAUAUACAACAGUAGACGGAUACACGUCAUCAGUAUAGCCUCUAACGUGCUUACAAAAUUAAUCUUAUACACUUCUCGUGAAGUGUGUUGUAUUUCUUCACAAUUCAUUAAAAUGAAAAACUUCUUAACUCGAAAUCGGUCAUGACUCAUAACUUAUAAGUGGUACUUAUAUUUAUCAACUAUUUUUUUUCAUCGUCAAAGUCCCACAAUUUUAGCGAUAUGUUACAUCACACAUAAGAGUGUAAGUUUGUAACAGUUCAAAAUAGUGUUUAAAUAACAACAAUUGCCCGAAUUCCGCAUUGCCGAACGAUUAAAUUGUAAUUUUACCAAAAGUAUAUACACUUUCAACAUUUUAAAAUCGAAUUCAAUGAUGUCUAAGUUCAACGGUUUAAUACAAAAUGUGACGGAUGUAGGUACUAAAAAACCAGAGAAUAACUACGUGCCACCGUGCCGGAAUAAAGUUUGUAACUCUGUGUGGCCAAACCUGAUACAGAAUUUACUUUUUGUUAAAAGUUUACCGACAAGAACAAACAAAUAAUUUAUUUCAUUCGGAUCUUAUUAUAAUGCAUAUCGAAAAAGUUUAAAAAUAAAAUAUAAAUAAAAUGGAAAAAAAUAUGAUUUGCCCCGAACCGAUGCAAAUUAAGUUCUCUUCAACUGUAUACGAUAUAAUAUAACAAAGUAUAACAUAGUGCAGUAUUGUUAUACGUACACAAAGUAGUUUGUUGUCGGGAUAACAACGUCAUUGGAAAAAGGAAAACGCCUACACCCGAGUCGUUCAUCGAACAUUGCUCACAAAAACCGUGAAAUAUUGAUUAAAUAUUAAAAUGCCUAAUAUUAUUUAAUGUUGUAAGAUUAAUUAAUAUUAAACGUGUGUAUUGAUGUUGUAACGAUAGAAUGCAUUAGAAAAAUUAUACUAUGUAAGAGCGGUACUGCCACUGUUAAUGGUGUACACUUGUAAUCCCGAUAAGUCCCCUAUCGAAGUCAAUUGCGACCGAAAAAUAAAUAAAUACACGACAUUAUAAUGUAACAAUACUAUGAUAUUGAUAUUAUCGCCAUGUUCUGCCGGAAGACCGAUGAGUUUCGGGUCACCGACUCCCUACAGAAAAUAAUGUUAUUCUUGAUGGCUUUUUUAAAAUGUUUCCACAACAGUAAAAUAUUAUUGAAACCUAAACUCUUUUCGUAAUGAUUUUAAAAAUACUGCUGCCACGCGCCAACACACGCCGUCUAUGUUGACCGUGUUUUCCUAUAACCGCGUUGGUGCUUUGGUCGUGGCGGUGAGGUCACAUUUCAGGAAAUUGUUUUUUUACUGAAACUAGGUACCUGCCCAUCAAAGCUGUCGUCAUAAAAAUAUUAUAAUGAAUUGGUUUUUAUGAACAUUUUUAUGCAAUUUCCUUUAAAACAUGCAGUACACCGCUGUUCCUAUUAGAAGCUUAUGAUGUUAUAACAAAUUGUAACAAUACUAUGCACUCUCCGACAAACAUCGUUUAUAGUCGAUCGAAUUUUUUAUUCUUCUUCUCGAAAAUAUCUAUAAAUCACUUGCAGGGACAAGUGACGUAAUACAAUAAUAUUUAGUAAAACGAUAACGAUUUGGUAGGUAAGGAGUAUUUACUAGUGUUACUAUUAAAACUCAUCUGUCAACCACGGAACGACAUCUGACAUAUUAUUACUAUCAUAUUAAUUUGUUGUAAUGGGGUACCUAUACGUCAUAAGAGUUACCAAAACCUCAUAAUAAAAUAAAACGAUAUUUUGUGUGCUCGCCAAUUUGUGUGUACAUUAUUAUUACCAUAUAAUAUAAUAUUAUUAUCGUAUGUGAAUAUUAAAAAAUUAAUGUGUGUACAAUGUACAUAUUUAUGUUUUUUUUUUAUAUAUAUAUAAUAUAUAUAAUAUUAUACAGUAUAAUUUACUAUUGUUACAAAUUAAAUACAUACCUUCCGUAGGUAUACCUACUAUUUGUCAGCCAUUUUAUUAAAUGUUUUUUUUCCACAUAAGCUUACACACCUAUUAUAUUAUAUUAUAUUAUAAUUUGUCGAGACUCAUAUACGAAAUCUUAAGGACAAGGAAAAGCAUUCCAUCAAAAACAGAAAAUACUCACAAAAAAUGUACGCUAUUAUUACUAUCCGAUUAGUCUUUUUAGUAAAUCUCAUUUUAUAUAUCAUACAAUUAUUAUUAAACAAUAAUAUUUAUACAAUAUUCUAAACAUGCAUGUUUUCCGUAAGCCUACAUAACAGGCCACUAUUUAUGUUAUUAUAUUACUAUUGUUCAUAACGAAAUAGUUUAAAAUAUAUAUAGUCUCUGGCAAUCAGAAAAUGUUAUAAACCUCCUACGGAACCCUAAACAAAUAGCUACCUACACGUUACGAUUAUUAUUAUUAUUAUUUUUUUUUUGAAUAUUUGGAUAUUAUCCCGUUGUUGUUCAACCACAUUGUUUAAUAACGGUUAUAUAUAUAUAUUUAUAUUAAAAUAAUUAUUAGGUAUUAAUGUCCAUGAUUAUAUUUUUAGUCUAUUGUUUCCAUUAAUAUUGUACAUGUACGAGUUCUUUUGUAUAAACAUUAUUUUUUAUUAAUGCAUUUUAACGACUAAGAUCAUUGUGAAAUAAGAAACGAAAUUAUUGAGUUUUUGUUAAUAAACUGAAUUAUUACUUGAC